This is a messenger RNA of Rotaria sp. Silwood2, 591 nucleotides long. The record is from the annotation of a GenBank genome assembly. Lineage: Eukaryota; Metazoa; Rotifera; Eurotatoria; Philodinida; Philodinidae.
AUGUAUUUAUUAGUAGUAGACGAUGGUCAAUUUGGAAAAGUUAUUACUCAUGAAAUUCCUGCAAUUCGUCAGGCUUUUGAUCGUAUUUAUGGUGAUAAAUCCAAUCAUCCACUAUUAACUUUUGUUGUUGUAAAAAAACGUCAUAAUACACGUUUUUUUAAUUAUAAUACAACAACGAAACAGAUGAAUAAUAUGAGUAUUGGUGACGUCAUUGAUACAACAAUUGUUCAUCCAUAUCAAAAUAAUUUUUAUUUAAAUUCACAUAAUGCUUUUCAAGGUGUUAAUCACUUAUCACUUUAUCAUGUACUUUUGGAUGAAAUUGGCUUCACUGCUGAUGAAUUACAAUUGUUAACAUACCAUUUAUGUUUUACAGAUCCUCGAUCAUCAGCUUCUGAAGCUAUUCCAUCGGUUGUACACCAGGCUGACAUAGCAGCAUUGAAAGCACGAGAUUUGUUUUAUGAUGAUGAACGCUCAUCGGCAACUACCGUUGGUGGACGUAGUCAAUCAUUACGAAAUCCAACUCUGAAUGAUGUAGAUUACAAGAUUCUUGAUGUACAUGAGAAUCUUAAAAAUCGACCAGUAUUUGGUUAA